AUGAUGAAUAACACAGCAAGAACCAUUUCAAGUCUCCGUUCUUUCGACAAUGCUCAUCUCGACAUGCAGUCGUUCGAUAUCCGGCCGGGAUCACCAGAAAGCGUUUGCCGUCAGCUUUUACUCAAUCCUGGCAUACCGAAUUUUGCCGACGGCCCCAUAGUGGAGCAAAAUACACCAACCCAAGGGGUUGGUCAGCUGCAUCCGGGCUCUUUCCAUCUUCGAAUCAUGAUAUAUCGUAUGGGAGAUCACCAUACAAUCAAAGAAACUUUGAAAAGAGCAUUCUUCGUAGAAGAACUCAAUUCAAUCCCACGCUUCAUCGAAAGUCUGAAGAACCGAUCAGAUGGAGGAAGGCUCCCAGGAGCUACCAUAAGCUAUCGCCUUAAACAAAAGGCAUUCUUUGAGAAUGAUUCAAAAUUCACGGCCAAGGCCAAUGCAACCACAAUCAACAUUCAAGUGACCAAUUUCGUGGACGAUGUUUGGGCCAGAUUUGAUAGCAAUGCAGAGCACCUGGAAGCAUCACGGAAUUCAGAUCGCGAAGUCUCAUUCCAGCAUCUUGAUUCAGUUUUGGAAAGCUUAGCGAUAAAUUCGUAUGAGCUGCGAAAGCAUGAGUCCCGCAAACAAGAUAAGAGAAACCGGGUGUUCAGGAGUCCCGAUGAUGCUGCUUGGUAUUUCAAGAAAUAUUUGCGGUCUAAAAAGCUCGACUACAACACCGCUGGGCCAUCAACAGAACUCUUGAUAAGCUUUUUUCAAUCAAGGAAUAUCAAUAGUCAAGCCACUCUGGAGAACUUCUUGGGUCAUUUCUUUGAAGAUCAUUUCUUUAAAGACACUGGUCGCGAAAAUUACUCAGCAGUUGCGCGAGACUAUGAGGGCAUCGACUUUGAUCUUGGUUUUUAUCUCGUCGAUUACACGAUAUUUGGGAGGAAUAAUGCGACUUUUGACUGCACUAAUAUUGAAACAAUCACGCCUACCGAAAAGUUAAGGACAGUAAUGAGCGCAUUCCUAUGGAUGAGACUUCUUUAUCCAAGGCGGGAAUGGCAGAGCAGGCUUCUCAAAUUUCCAUUUGAGAAAGAGCUUAAAGACCAUUUCCACUGGCUGGUGGAUAUAAAACAGCAGGAGUCAUUGAAGGAAGAUCAUGAGCUGACUGGCGGAGAUCAGACCCGUAUUGAUCGGCUGUGGAGAUGGUUGAGUCGACAUGAUCAGCGACCAAUCAAAUUGGCAUUUUUGGUGGCGAAUAAUCGCAUGGCAAGAGAUGUGCUUAAUGAGAUGGAUGUUGUUCAUCGUUUCAUUGAAGAAAUCACAGACUCCGCUCAAUUGGGCCGCCGAACAUAUUGA
Penicillium waksmanii is the source of this 1332-nucleotide messenger RNA. RefSeq lists its product as uncharacterized. The coding region runs from base 1 to 1332 and encodes 443 amino acids. The record is from RefSeq and is a predicted model, not a curated record. The transcript has a single exon. Lineage: Eukaryota; Fungi; Ascomycota; Eurotiomycetes; Eurotiales; Aspergillaceae.